UGGCUAAAAUUAACAAGAGCCCAAACCCAACUUCGUCUCUCUCUCUCUCUCAUCGAUCUUUCACAAAAUCAACACUAGCAUCCCCCUUCUCCGGCGACAGUCGUUGCCGCUGCCGCCUUUACUGCUCAUCUCCUCCUUCCACCCUUCACAUCUAAAUCGCUCUCUCACCAAUUCACACAACCCCUAAAUCUGCCCUCGUUUUUUUCCUUCAUUCCUCUUCCCCAAAACCGAUGAAUUUUACCUGAAAUACGGCGAAUCCAUCGCCCUGCAGCGCGAGCCGCUCGGUAAACUGUCAAAUCCAAUUCGAUAAAUUCCGAUCCAUUUCUCCCCUCUCGUUCCUCACCGUCUACGGCUUAAACCGCCGCCGUGAUAGAACCCUCGUUUUGCUACAUCGAGGUCUUGUUCGGAAUAUCAUGCUGAGAUCUUAGCCAAACACUUCAUCAAGUAGCAGUUUGAGAGGAGUUGUUGCUGCAAUAUUCCCCUGUGGUCCCAAAGUAAUUUGGUGAGUUUUGUUUUCAGUAAAAGUAGAUAUGCGACACAGUGGUGCAAAGGAUACUCAAGUUCGUGAAAGCAGCUACCAAAAAGUUCAUCCCCAACCAAUGGAAGAGGCAACAAAUCAGAGCCCUGAAGCUAUGGAAGCAUUAGUGUCUAGGAUAUUUACAAACAUCUCCUCCCUGAAGUCGGCUUACAUUCAACUACAAGCUGCUCACACUCCUUAUUAUCCGGAUAAAAUUCAAGCUGCUGACAAGCUUGUAAUAUCAGAGCUAAAGAAUCUUUCUGAACUCAAGCAUUUCUACAGGGAGCACAACCCCAAGCCUGUCUGUGUCUCUCCACAAGACUCCCGAUUAGCUGCCGAGAUUCAAGAACAGCAGAGCCUGUUGAAGACAUAUGAGGUCAUGGUGAAAAAUUUUCAGUCUGAAAUUCAGAAUAAAGAUUCUGAGAUUGUUCAAUUGGAGCAGCAGAUUCAGGAUUCCAGUCAGAAACGAGUAAAACUUGAGAAGAACCUGAAGCUUAGGGGCUUGUCAACGAAAGAAUCAGAAGGGAGUCACGGUGAAAUGGGACAGUUUUCAGUGGAUUUAUCUCCUGAACUUUUCAUCUCAGCUGUAGAAGCUGCUUCCAGGGCCAUUCAUGACUUCUCCAAGCCCUUAAUCAACAUGAUGAAAGCAGCUGGGUGGGAUCUUGAUGCCGCAGCAAAUUCCAUUGAACCAAACAUUGUGUAUGCAAAAAGGGCUCACAAAAAAUAUGCUUUUGAGUCUCAUAUAUGCCAGAUAAUGUUCAUUGGGUUCCAGGAUGAGUGUUUUGGUAUGAAACCAGAUAACCAGGCUGAGACGAAAGAAAGUUUAUAUCAGGAGUAUCUUAGUUUGAGAGAAAUGGAUCCACUUGAUGCUGUGGGACAGAAUCCAGAUUCAAUGUUUGGAAAGUUUUGCCAGAGGAAAUACCUUGAUGUUGUCCAUCAAAAGAUGGAAGCAUCAUUUUUUGGUAACUUAGACCAACGGAACUACAUAGUGGGUGGAGGGCAUCCAAGGACGGCCUUGUACCAGGCUUUUCUGAAAUUAGCUAAAAUGAUCUGGCUUUUGCACCGGUUGGUGCAUUCAUUUGAUCCUCCAGUUAAGAUUUUUCAAGUAAAGAGGGGCAAUGAGUUUUCAGAGGUUUAUAUGGAUAGUGUUGUGAAAGAUUUUGUUGUAGAGGAUGGCGAUGAGAAGCCCAAGGUCGGUGUGAUGGUAAUGCCAGGAUUCUGGAUAGGUGGUAGCAUCAUCCAGUCUCAAGUCUACCUAACAGGUAUAAAAGUUGCAGAAUGACACCUCCUGCCUUUCAUUGCUGCUUGAAAAAAAAAACUCAUCUGAACGUAGCCCUGCCAGAUGCGUGUCUCAGAUACGUAGAAGAAGCGGUUAUCUUCUGUUUCACUCGAUGAAAAAUGCAGGUCCCAUUGGGGAAAUGGUUGCAAUAUAGAAUGUGAUGUGCUCUUUAAAAAUGAACUUGGAGAAAUUGUCCACUGCUUUUUAAUAGUGUGUUCCUUGUUGAUGGAUGUAUUUGGCCAUCUCCCACUUGUUCGAA
Molecule: messenger RNA, 2055 nt
Organism: Salvia splendens (bonfire salvia)
Lineage: Eukaryota; Viridiplantae; Streptophyta; Magnoliopsida; Lamiales; Lamiaceae
Product: protein GRAVITROPIC IN THE LIGHT 1
Exons: 2
Coding region: 531-1799 (422 amino acids)
Biological process (GO): response to red or far red light; negative gravitropism
Source: RefSeq, a predicted model, not a curated record